GGCGGGGCCCGCGGGCGCCGGUAGCCCGGAGCUGGCAGGGAGUACGGCGAGCCGGGCUGGAGCCCGGGGGCGGUGCUGCUCGGCCCCCUCCGCCCCCUCCGGGGGGCCCGGCGUUGACGGUAGCGGGCUCUCGGUGCUCUUCAAGAAGAUGCACUUGUUCCGGAGCUCCAGCUACGAGAUCCGGCUGGAGGGCGAGGGGGGCAGCUUGCCCCGCAUCCAGGGCAUCCGCUGGACCCCUCUUUUGGACACUGAAUCCACUCUGGAUUAUGGACACAGCCUUACCCAGGCAUCCUCAGAGAAGAUCUGGCGAGCCGGGAAGCUCCUCUUUAGCCACCUCACCAGCACCCACCCCAGCCUCAUCCGGGACCACAAGCAUCACCUGCGGCAUUACAGGCAGUGCUGCUCCGGGAAGGAGCUGGUGGACUGGCUGCUGAGCGCUGGGCUCACCAUCCAGACACGUAGCCAGGCCAUCGGCAUCUGCCAGGUGCUGGUGGACGGAGGUGUCCUGACACAUGUGAAGCAGGAGUGGCAUUUCCAGGACAAGGAAACCCAGUUUUACCGUUUUGCUGAGCUGGAGCUGAGCCCUGAGCUUGGUGCUGGGCUCCGGGAUGCGGAGGAGCUGCUGGAGGCACUGGCCUUCCUAGCCCAGCUGGGUCCUGAUGCGCUGCUCACCAUGGCUCUGCGCAAGCCGCCUGCCCAGCGCACAGAGGAUGAGCUGGAGCUUAUAUUUGAGGAGCUCCUCCACAUCAAAGCUGUGGCUCAUCUCUCCAACUCAGUGAAGCGGGAGCUGGCAUCCGUGCUGAUGUUUGAGUCGCACCAGAGAGCAGGCACCGUGCUGUUCAGCCAAGGAGAUAAAGGCACAUCAUGGUACAUCAUCUGGAAGGGCUCGGUGAAUGUGGUCACCCAUGGCAAGGGCUUGGUGGCCACCCUGCAUGAGGGGGAUGACUUUGGGCAGCUGGCGCUGGUGAAUGAUGCACCCCGUGCAGCCACCAUCAUCCUGCGAGAGGACAACUGCCACUUCCUCCGUGUGGACAAGCAGGACUUCAACCACAUCCUCAAGGAUGUGGAGGCCAACACCAUGCGUCUGAAGGAGCACGGGAAGGUGGUGCUUGUCCUGCAGAAGAACCUGCAGGGUGGCAGCAGCCAGCCAGCCGAGGCACGGAGCAGCAGGUACUUGGUGAUGGCCGGGACGCCAGAGAAGAUCCUUGAGCAUCUGCUGGAGUUCAUGAGGCUCGACGCCACGCUCUAUGACCCCGUGGAUACCCUGUUGGGGGACUUUCUGCUGACUUACACUGUGUUCAUGCCGACCUCGCAGCUCUGCAGAGCUCUGCUGCACCAUUUCCGUGCGGAGCCGCUGGAGGGUUCGGAGCAGGAGAAGGCCACCUACUCCCUGCACAAGCGUCGGAAGAUCCUGCGGCUGGUGAGCCAGUGGGUGCUGCUCUACGGGCGGCUGCUGCAGGGCGACCGCAGCACCACAACCCUGCUGCAGAACCUCGCGGACCUGGCGAGCCAGGACCCCCGCCUGGGAGGUCUGGUCCAGGAGCAAGCACAGGACCGCCGGCGGCCACGAGUGCUGGAGAAUGGACACAGCAGUGUUUCUCCCCAGCCUAAGGUAGAGGCGGCCCUGGGAGGUGUCAGGGCACCGGGGGGGUGGAGAGCUGGGUCACACCUGCCCUCUGGGGACCCCCAGCAGGAGGGGUGGCCAGUGGGGGGGCACUGUCCCUGCUCUCUCCCACCUUGGCCACAGACUCGGAGUUCAGUGAACUGGCUCACAAGCCAGGAGGAAGCAGUUUUGAACAGCAGUUGUGCUUUAAGAGCCCAGGACAAAGUGCCCUACGAGAUCUACAGACCGGACCACUCAUGCCUGAUCACAGUGCUGCCCAUCAACGCCUCGGUGCAGGACAUCCUGCGGUCCCUCGCCCCCCAGCUCGGCCAGGAUGGGGAGCACAUCCUGGUGAAGGUGAAUUCGGCCGGAGACAAAGUGGGGCUGCAGCUGGAUGCCGUGGGGGUGUUCACAGCGCUGGGGCUCAAUGAGAGGCUCUUUGCCGUGAGCGUGGAGGAGCUGGACAGUCUGACCCCCCACCCCGAGCAGCUGGGCCCCCAUGUCGGUUCCUCAGAGACCCUGGACCUCAUCAGCUCCAAGGACCUGGCCAGCCACCUCACUGACUACGACUGGAACCUCUUCAAGAGCAUCCACCAGGUGGAAAUGAUCCACUACAUCAUCGGGCCACAGAAAUUUCACGAUGUAACCACGGCCAACCUGGAGCGGGUCAUGCGGCGGUUCAAUGAGCUGCAGUAUUGGGUGGCCACAGAGCUGUGCCUCUGUCCCGAGGUGGGCAGGCGAGCCCAGCUCCUCCGCAAGUUCAUCAAGCUGGCUGCACACCUCAAGGAGCAGAAGAACCUGAAUUCCUUCUUCGCAGUGAUGUUUGGUGUGAGCAACACAGCUGUCAGCCGCCUGGCCAAGACCUGGGAGAGGCUGCCCCACAAGAUCCGGAAGCUGCAUUCUGUGCUGGAGCGGAUGCUGGACCCAUCAUGGAACCACAGGGUCUAUCGCCUGGCCGUGGCCAAGCUGAGCCCCCCCAUCAUCCCCUUUGUGCCUCUUCUCCUCAAAGACAUGACAUUCAUCCAUGAGGGCAAUCGCACGCUGGCUGAGAACCUCAUCAACUUUGAGAAGAUGCACAUGAUGGCAAAGACUGUGCGUGUCCUGCAGCGCUGCCGGGGCCACGCACAUGCUCCACUCUCCCCACUGCGAAAUCGCUCCCCUCACCGGACAGAGGACCCCAGGGCCGUCAGGAUCUCCACGUGCUCAGAGCAGUCCCUGAGUAUGCGGAGCCCCGUCUCCACCUGGGCAUACCUGCAGCACCUGAAAGCCAUCGACAGCCAGAAGGAGCUGCUGCGGCUUUCCCACGACCUGGAGUCCUGACGGGCCGGAGGGGUCCCUGAGCGGGGAUGGGGCAGCCUGUGUGCCGGCAGCGGGGGCAGCCCUGUGGCUCUGCUCACUGCAGCACUGGGCACAGGGCUGCGCAGGAGCCAGCCGAGAGCAGCCUCUGCUUGACUGUGCCACUGGCUGCAGUCACCAGGGUGGCACCAGGGGUGGCACCACGAGGCAGCCGGGAGCCCACGUGGACUGCAGGCAGGCAAGGGCCACGGACAGCAGAGUAAGCAACAAAGGUAUUUUUGUAUGCAAAGCUGCACUCCCUUUUCUUCUCCUUGCAGCAGCCUGGAUUCAUUCCCUGCACCGGCCAAGGGGGAGGAAGGAGCCAUGGCUGCCCCCUGAUGCUGCCUGUCCUGGAGGUGCUGGGCUGGAAGACGCCCCCUCCUCCUGGAGGGACUUAAGCCAGAGCAUCCCUGUGAGCACGGAACACUACGUCUGUCUCCAUCGGGAUGCAGACACCAGGCUGAGCUCAGGGUCUAGCUUGUGCUGCCCCACAGAUCCUGGGGACAGCCUCAGAGGAGGCUGCCCUUCACUCUGUCCUGUGUGUCCCAUGGAUGGUGCUGGCUGUGUCCACUGUUCCAGUCUCAGGGAUGCAGGAAAAGUAUCUCAAUCCCCACCCCAGAACUGCUGGGGCUUAAACCAGCCCAUGCUGCCAAACCUUGGCCUAAUCAUAGCUUUCUCCGUGCCUCAGUUUCCCCACAUGGAUGGGGGCAGGAAUAGAUGUGUACAGCUGUGGUGCAGAGGCAGGACAGCAUCCAUCACGGAAGGAGGCUGUGGUGGCCUCAUAAUGGAGGUGGUAAUCUGAUCUGGCCGUUCCCAACCCAUGACCAGUUGUUGCUGGGCUGCAAACAGGAUUUGGGGGAGAUGGCUUUGAAGGAGGCAGAGCUGAUGGACCCCAGAGGUGGGGACCCCCAUCCCUCCCUCCGGAGCACCUCUGUAUGUGCAUGGAGCAGUUUUAGCAAUGACCUUCCCAACACUCCGAGCAGGCCUGGAUGAAGCUAUGGGGUUCAAGGGAGAUCACAACCCUUAAGAGCUCCCAUGUUUGCAGGGUACCAGCACGGGGGAGGCUCACAGCCCCUGGCAGGUCUGUGUCCCAGCCGGGAUGCCUCAGAGCCGCAGCACCAAGCCCCAAGCCAAAGCUCCCCUCCCCAGCACAGCUGGGCUACAAGGGACCAAGGCACUGCUGCAUCAAUUUCUCUUUUCAGUCUCACUAUGCAGAUGAAUGGGUUGCUUAAAAUAAAAGUCCCCAUCACACCUAAAUAA
Molecule: messenger RNA, 4198 nt
Organism: Falco peregrinus (peregrine falcon)
Lineage: Eukaryota; Metazoa; Chordata; Aves; Falconiformes; Falconidae
Gene: RAPGEF3
Product: Rap guanine nucleotide exchange factor 3
Exons: 26
Coding region: 149-2923 (924 amino acids)
Biological process (GO): Ras protein signal transduction; positive regulation of GTPase activity
Cellular component (GO): plasma membrane
Molecular function (GO): guanyl-nucleotide exchange factor activity
Source: RefSeq, a predicted model, not a curated record